Molecule: messenger RNA, 1191 nt
Organism: Fragaria vesca subsp. vesca
Lineage: Eukaryota; Viridiplantae; Streptophyta; Magnoliopsida; Rosales; Rosaceae
Product: peroxidase 10-like
Exons: 4
Coding region: 53-1051 (332 amino acids)
Biological process (GO): hydrogen peroxide catabolic process; response to oxidative stress
Molecular function (GO): peroxidase activity; heme binding
Source: RefSeq, a predicted model, not a curated record
AACUCGAAUUGACAGCAAGUUUAGACAUUGAUCAUAAGCUAGGACUCACAUAAUGGUCUCCUACCUCACCUUUCCUUUCUGCUUAUUCUUGUUUUUGUCUCCCUAUGUUCAUGGCCAGAUGUAUCCCUUUCCUUAUGGCCAGCAGCUUGAUUACAAUUUUUACGACAGAACCUGCCCCCGCUUGCCUAUGAUUGUUAAGUACAAUGUCUGGGCUGCUGUAAAGAACGACACCAGGAUGGCUGCAUCUCUUCUUCGGAUGCACUUUCACGACUGUAUUGUUGAUGGAUGUGAAGGCUCAGUGCUUCUUGAUGACACAGAAGACUUCAGGGGCGAGAAGAAUGCUCCACCAAAUCGUAACUCACUUCGAGGGUUUGAAGUCAUCGACAACAUUAAAAUAGACUUGGAAAGAUUUUGCCCAUCAACUGUUUCUUGUGCUGAUAUUUUGACUCUUGCAGCAAGAGAAGCAGUUGUUCUGGCAGGAGGGCCUUAUUGGAAUGUUCCAUUGGGCCGCAGAGACGGAACAACUGCCAGUGAGAAGUCGGCUAAUGAACAAAUACCAUCACCUAUUGAGUCUUUACAGAAAAUCACUGCCAAGUUCACAUCAAAGGGUCUUGACAUCAAAGAUGUUGUAGUCCUCUCAGGCGGACACACCAUAGGUUUUGCUCAGUGCUUCACCUUCAAGAGGAGACUCUUUAACUUUGACGGCUCCGGCAACCCUGACCCAACACUUGAUUCUUCAGUCCUUACAAACUUGCAAAGCAUGUGUCCAAACAAAGAUACUGCAAACAGCAAUCUAGCUCCUCUUGAUUCCAGUACUUACAAGUUUGACAAUGUCUAUUACACAAGCCUUGUUAACAAUGCAGGUCUUCUAGAAUCUGAUCAGGCAUUAGUGAAGGAUCCAAACACUGCUGCAAUGGUUAAUUCCUAUAGUGGGAAUCCAUUUCUUUUCUCUCAGGAUUUUGCUGCAUCGAUGGUGAAGCUUGGUAAUGUGGGAGUAUUGACUGGGCAAAAAGGCCACAUAAGGAAGAGAUGUGGAUCUGUGAACUACUAAAUAUGAUGGUUUCUAAUAUGAAUGUCAGUUACUUCGGAAGUUGAAAGUUUGUAAUGGAACCAUGAACAUAUACAAUAUGAAUAAGUAGUUUGGUGUUCUAGUAUUGACAACAUAUAUAUGAAUAAGUAGUUUGGCGUUUU